AUGUUGAACGUCCGCGUAACUCAGUUUGCGUUACCCGACACAUUUACAGUGCUCAACAUAGACUAAGAGCUACACACCAACCUAUUAGGGCCUGUAUUCCAUUCAAUGGCCGUCUAGGUCAAUGUUAGCACUGUACCAGCUAGGGGGCCUGUACAUGUAGCAGGUCCAUUAGCAAUGGACUUCAGUCCGCCAAUUCUUGUUCUUUGGUCCCUAACUUUGCUGCGCAGUUAUGGAUAUUCUAUGAGCGCAAUCAAACGUAUGUCGUCGUAUAGGAUGACAGUACUGUCAUAGAAUGUAUAUAGAUCACUCUCGUCCCAGAUCACCUAGCAGUCUAGCUUAUCAGGAGUUUGGCCCUUAAAGAUCAGCUUGUUAGAGUCUUUCCAGAUCGCCACUUUCCAACUUGUGUACAUAUCUUGGCCUUAUUUCUUUCCCUCGAUUGUUCUUGAAUUCCUAUUCAAGCAACAUUCAAGCAACAUCCAAGCAACAUCCCCCCUAUUUGCGCCGUUUACCAGUGCAACCAAAUUUAGAAUAUUUAUGACAGACCCCUAGUCUACAGCAAUAACAGCACACCCAAGUACUUUACACGGUACAUCUCCCCAGCGCACACUCAAAUAGCCUUCGAACUAACAAAUGCCCAAAGUGGUGAGAAACUCACCCUUAUCUGGCCAUGACUUCGGAACCAGAGUCAGCUCGGCGCCCAUGAAUGGAACAAAGGAGAGACGCAGACCGGUCCCUGUUCGGGCGCCAUUUUGUAGUGUCGAGUCAAUGUUGCCAAUUAUUGCUGCUAAACAAAGGAGUCCGCCCAUACUGAACUUUGAUCAUAAGUUUUAUUCAUAUCACAAGAUUUCAGCAUAAGUUUACGGAUGUCAUGAUCACCCGGAGAGCAGUGUCCUCCAAAUUACAAUGUCUGCUCUGCCGUUUUUUGUCUCUAGCCUAUACUUAUAAGAUAUACAAAAAUAUGGGUGGCUCCCUCUACUGUCCAAUCACCUGUCUCCAACGAACAGGGGUGUCACUACAAAAUGGCUCCCUCUACUAAAUAAACAACCUCUCAGGUUCCACUUAAAACCUUAUCCAAGUCAUAAUUCUUCAUAUACUACAAUCCAUCCCUGCAGGCUGCUCCCAACCAACCCACAGGUCCAGCAGGCACCCCCAGACCCCAUCCCACCCCCAAACCCAGUCCUCUGCCCCCCAAACCAGACCACACCCAACUGGAGCUCCAGCUCAGCAAGUUCUGGCAGCGGCGCCCGGCGGAACUCGGAACACUGCAAGCCCCCAGACCUCCUGCGGGUGAAGAGCACCUUCAUGUCCCUUUCCACCCCAGCUCUGACUGUGUGACGCCUGCCAGCCACCAAAGCCUUCCUCCCCCCACCCCGACCAGGCCCAACCCUUCUGCUACUCCCUGUGGCCCAUCCAGUUUCGCCUGGCCCAGCCCGGCACCAGCCGCCCUGUGUGGACAGACAAACAGGAGAAGGAAGGGGGGCAGCGUGGAGAGGGGGGCCAGGAGCUAGGUGAAGACGCACAGAGCUCAGUCCAGGAAGAGAGAGAGGAGAAAGAGCACACGGAGGAGCUGUGAUAUACUCACACUGAGACACUCAUUUUGGUUAGUGGGCAGCAAUAUGCAUUGCCGAGGUUGGAACCUCUCCAUGAAAGGAAUCCCGCUUAGCUUUUCAUUACAGAAAAGCCCUAGAUCAUGUAUGAAAAUGAUAAAAUAUGUUUAUCCCCUGAACAAAACAGAUGAUUCUGUCUUUGAUGCUUUGCAUUUUGAGGUGGCUUCAAUAAUGCAAUUGCACAACAGUAUGACAACUGGUCCUAGCACACCUAUCCAACACUGUUCUAAUCUGUACCAACAACAACAACAACAACAAAUGCAGCACAAUACACACACAACCAUGUUGAAGCUGUGGCUUGUUUUUAUGACUGCUUUGUCUCUCAUGUAAACAGGAGGAUUCUUUCAACAACAGUCAACACUGUCUCUUGUUUCUCAAUUGCUUUAUCUGCAUAAUUCUAAAAGGGAAGCUGACAGGCUUCAGAAGAAGUUAAGUUUCCUUUGUGACACCGUCAAAGUGAAAAGACCACUGAGGAAGUUGCGUGGCUCUCUGCGUGCAAACUGACAGGAAGGAAGAACGAGUGCACUGUGACACUGCUCACAGUUUUUUGCUUCUUGACUCAACUCAUCUCAGGAACUGUGGCACAUUUUUCUUGGUAUUUCAGGGAUAGUGAUAUUGUGUUUAAGAAAAAAGGGGGACUGAGAAGUUAAGCGACAUAGCCCGUCCUUCCCUCCGCACCAGGCUUGUCCUCUUUUCCUCUCUAUCCCCCUCCCUCUCUCUACAUAUCCCCCCUGUCUGGUCUAGUGCGGUGCAGAAGCUGUGGGGAUGGGUGCAGACGGAGGCAGAUGGUACAGUAGAGUUAGUGUGAGGAUUAGGGACUGAGGGUGAAGGAAGGAGUUUUCUGUCUGUCUGGACUGGACUAGGCUACAAGAGGAGAGGAGAGGGCUACCUGGUCAUGGGAUGCUGUAGUGUGACUCAGAGAGGAGCGCAUUCUGGGAUUGACGAUGUGGGCCCUGACGAGAUCGAGCUUCUGGAGAUUGACAACUCAGGGUGAGUCUUUGUUUGUUGAUAGUUUGAUGUAUAACAGAAGACCAUGAACUCUAUCAAUCCCUCAUGGGAGCGAUCUGUUUAAGUUCGAUAGCCAUUCGGCCUUUCACAACCUCACAAUCCCAUUUGAAUUUGAUUCGGAAACAUGACUGUGGCAAUUUUUUAUAUAUUGAUGACACAUGACAGCAUUUAAGACUAACAAGCAAAUUCUCUGAUAUCUCUGUUGAAAAUACUGAGCCUCUUGGCUUUGGAGGAAAGUUUGAAUUAAUACUAUUAAACAGUACCUAUUGUUGGGUUUUGGCUGAUUAAAGGUCAUAAGAAGAUGCAUUGAGAGGAAGUGGUGAACAUUGGGGUGAUGGGUGAAAAAAAUAGUGCUUCAACCACUGUGGCUUCCACUGACCUUUUCAAACAAACGAGUUUCAAAUUAUGUGAGAGAGAUCACUAUGGUAAACUGUCAGGGUUUAUAUUCAAGUCCCUUCGUCUGUGUUUCUGCAGAGUUAUGUAGUUGCCAGCACCAGUCAAUCAGAAUAACUAUAUAGCCUAAGGGCAAUACCACAAUCUUAUAUUGCUUCAGUUUUCACAGCGAAGCGAUGCUGAUCAUGGUUUUACUAGGAUAUGGGCAAUGAAAUUGGAAGGCCUCUUUCUCUGAGCACUUCAGAACUUCAGUUCCAUGAGUAAGAAACAAUAACAUUUGAUGGCAUAUAUUAUGUAACUAUGAGUAUAUCUGUGUCGUGUUCAUUCACACAAAAGCACACACAGAGGCAGAAUGCUAGUUUGGACUCUGUUUAGUCGCCAUGAACAUACUGAUACUCACUGAUGAGUAUCAUCUCUCCCUCCUGUCCAGCCUCGUCUAACACGGGCCAGGCCUCUAAAUCCCCUCAAUAAAGGAGUGGGGGAUUAAAACGAGGAGCUAAUCAUAAUAGCAGCUCACAGACUGCAUGUGUCCAAACUGGGAGAAGACGAGGGAUCAGCCACCAGCAACAUAUACUAUGCACACACGCAAGGAUGCUUGUUCGCACACACACAUGCACACAUUUAUGAAUGUAUGCACACACACAGAGACAGACACACAAGCACAAACACAUAUGUAACAGAACUGUUACCAAACAUAGGGAAUGGUUUAGGGGUGUGUAGCUACUUUAUUAUUACCAGAUAAAUGGGCCAAUGAGGGCACAAGGUUUUUGUGUGAGGUGGUCAGAUGGUGGGUGUCUGCUCCUUAUGUGCACCCCACUUUAAUCUGCUUACGUCUGGACACUGGUGGGGUGGAGAGGGCUCAGGCUGUAAGCGAGGUGGGCAAAUUGGUCUACAGUAAAAAAAAAAAAAUCCCUCUUCUACAUUUGCUUUCACUACACUCAGUUCAGGGGAAUUGCACAUGCGUUUGUAGACUAGUUAGGUUUGUGAGAUGCUACAGUAGAGUGUGGGGUAAAUGUGACAUGGUUUAAUGGGAUAUGGUUUAAUGGGAUAUGGUUUAAUGUGAUAUGGGGUUGACUGCUGAUAUAUACAGUAUAUAUCUUUGUUUCAGGAUAUGGAAUCUAGGAGAGAGCAGGCUUCAGCUCUCUGUGAGGAAUGGAAAAGAUGGUCCACCCUCUCGCUACCCUUCAGUGAGACACCUUGACCAGGAGGUCAGUGGAGGAGAGGGUGUGUGUGUGUGUGUGUGUGUGUGUGUGUGUGUGUGUGUGUGUGUGUGUGUGUGUGUGUGUGUGUGUGUGUGUGUGUGUGUGUGUGUGUGUGUGUGUGUGUGUGUGCGUGCGUGCGUGCGUGCGUGCGUGCGUGCGUGCGUGCGUGCGUGCGUGCGUGCGUGCGUGCGAGCGUGCGUGCGUGCGUGCGAGCGUGCGUGUGUGAGAGCGAGAGAGAGACAGAGAGAAAGACAGAGAGAUACAGAGAGAGAGCGUGUCUGUAUGAAAAUGACACUUAUCACACUGUAAAACUCCCAGCGGAUCAAGUGUACAUACAGUAUUAGCACUUGUGAGUGUAAAUGCAUGGUGUCAAUGGUGCCAAACGUCAACAUACCAUUUUAUGUAAAAGCUGUUAUAUCACAUUAAUGAUACAGUAAUACUCCACUACAUUUUAUUUUACAUGAGACAGCUGAAGUAUUCUAUUAUAUUCCCCUAGGUUGUGCUAUGGGGCAGGAGCAGAGAGGAGCUACACCACAGUAUAUACAACCAGCCCAUCCGUGACUGGGAGGGCCAGCCUGCACACAUGUAUGGUGAGAUAGUGCACUCCUCCCUGGUGUCUCUCCACAACAGCUACACACAGGUAACAUCUUUCUAUACCAUGCUCAGAUAUACUGUAGACGUCAAUCAUCACUCACUGUCCAGCACUCACUGUACAGCACUCACUGUCCAGCACUCACUGUUCCGACUCUAGUACUUCCAUACUGAUGUUCUGUUCAUAUGCUUUUCUUUGUUUAUGUUCCUAUAGGAGAAAAGUGAACACUAUCUGGUGCUGUUCUCCUUCCACUUAUUGAUCCUAUCUCUGGACCCCUCUCAUCAUGACUUUAUCUACGAGGUUGGUUCCUUUACAAAUGGGGAAAUACUGUAACGACACAGAUGCAUGUUGAACAUUUAACUUAACUAAGGCUAGUCAGUGUGUUGCUUCUUCUUUCUCAGGGCAUCCUGCCUCUCUCUGGACUUUCUUUCCAAGCCACCUCACUGGACUCCAACAUGCAACACAUAUUCCAGAUCAGUGGUGAGUCCUAUUAUCAUUAUGGAUCAAAAAGAGGUGCUGCAGCUUCAUAGUUCAAUAAAGCAAUUAAUACACAAGGGAGUUUGAUUUAUUGUGUUUUAUCACGGCUGUGCUAUGUUCAUAGGUAUGAAGCAAGCCAUCAGUAAAGGAUUUAAUUAUUGUAUUGAACAUCGCUAGCAUCUCCCUCCCACUAUUAGGUCCAAUGGUGGACUCCAAAGUCUUCACCUGUGCCAGUGCAGCAGAGCUGAACAAAUGGAUGCACCACAUGGAGGAGAGGAGAUACAAAUCCAUGAGCCAACCGCUAAGUCCCUCCCGCUGUGCACUGUCUUACCUGGUAAGGUAUUCAAUCAGCACACCCCCUAUAAGAACCACCCCCUUUUGCAGUAAAUUACAGAUCUUAAACAGAUGUGUCAUUGCUACAUCUAAAACUGUCUUAACAAUUGUGAGGUUUACUUUGCUUGAUCACAAAUUGAACAUCUAAUGAGCUAAAUAUAUCAUCAUGAAAGGACAUUUGUAAAAAAGUAUUAUCAUUGGCGAAAUGCUCCAUAUAUGAAGCUACAUUUCUGUUGUCAUUUACUGUAGGUACCCUGUGAUGAGAGCUGGAAAAAAGAGGAACUGAAAAAUUAUUUACUGCAAGCCCCAAUAGGGCACUGGGAAGGGGCCCCCAUCCAGCACAUGGGCCAGCCAGGAUUCCUAUCCAUGGUCCACAUCAUUAAUACACAGAGACAGGUAGCUAACACAACCCACGCUGUAACUUCUGUACUCACCACUACUCUGAAGUCCAUUUCAAGGGGUCUUGAUAGCUUAAUAGUUGUCAUAAUAGCCGGCAUGUUACGAUUGAAAUACAGUGGGGGAAAAAAGUAUUUAGUCAGCCACCAAUUGUGCAAGUUCUCCCACUUAAAAAGAUGAGAGAGGCCUGUAAUUUUCAUCAUAGGUACACGUCAACUAUGACAGACAAAAUGAGAAAAUAAAUUCCUGAAAAUCACAUUGUAGGAUUUUUUAUGAAUUUAUUUGCAAAUUAUGGUGGAAAAUAAGUAUUUGGUCAAUAACAAAAGUUUCUCAAUACUUUGUUAUAUACCCUUUGUUGGCAAUGACACAGGUCAAACGUUUUCUGUAAGUCUUCACAAGGUUUUCACACACUGUUGCUGGUAUUUUGGCCCAUUCCUCCAUGCAGAUCUCCUCUAGAGCAAUUAUGUUUUGGGGCUGUCGCUGGGCAACACGGACUUUCAACUCCUUCCAAAGAUUUUCUAUGGGGUUGAGAUCUGGAGACUGGCUAGGCCACUCCAGGACCUUGAAAUGCUUCUUACGAAGCCACUCCUUCGUUGCCCGGGCGGUGUGUUUGGGAUCAUUGUCAUGCUGAAAGACCCAGCCACGUUUCAUCUUCAAUGCCCUUGCUGAUGGAAGGAGGUUUUCACUAAAAAUCUCACGAUACAUGGCCCCAUUCAUUCUUUCCUUUACAUGGAUCAGUCGUCCUGGUCCCUUUGCAGAAAAACAGCCCCAAAGCAUGAUGUUUCCACCCCCAUGCUUCACAGUAGGUAUGGUGUUCUUUGGAUGCAACUUCUUUGUCCUCCAAACACGACGAGUUGAGUUUUUACCAAAAAGUUAUAUUUUGGUUUCAUCUGACCAUAUGACAUUCUCCCAAUCCUCUUCUGGAUCAUCCAAAUGCACUCUAGCAAACUUCAGACGGGCCUGGACAUGUACUGGCUUAAGCAGGGGGACACGUCUCGCACUGCAGGAUUUGAGUCCCUGGCGGCGUAGUGUGUUACUGAUGGUAGGCUUUGUUACUUUGGUCCCAGCUCUCUGCAGGUCAUUCACUAGGUCCCCCCGUGUGGUUCUGGGAUUUUUGCUCACCGUUCUUGUGAUCAUUUUGACCCCACGGGGUGAGAUCUUGCGUGUAGCCCCAGAUCGAGUUAGAUUAUCAGUGGUCUUGUAUGUCUUCCAUUUCCUAAUAAUUGCUCCCACAGUUGAUUUCUUCAAACCAAGCUGCUUACCUAUUGCAGAUUCAGUCUUCCCAGCCUGGUGCAGGUCUACCAUUUUGUUUCUGGUGUCCUUUGACAGCUCUUUGGUCUUGGCCAUAGUGGAGUUUGGAGUGUGACUGUUUGAGGUUGUGGACAGGUGUCUUUUAUACUGAUAACAAAUUCAAACAGGUGCCAUUAAUAUAGGUAACGAGUGGAGGACAGAGGAGCCUCUUAAAGAAGAAGUUACAGGUCUGUGAGAGCCAGAAAUGUUGCUUGUUUGUAGGUGACCAAAUACUUAUUUUCCACCAUAAUUUGCAAAUAAAUUCAUUACAAAUCCUACAAUGUGAUUUUCUGGAUUUUUUUUCUUCUCAAUUUGUCUGUCAUAGUUGACGUGUACCUAUGAUGAAAAUUACAGGCCUCUCUCAUCUUUUUAAGUGGGAGAACUUGCACAAUUGGUGGCUGACUAAAUACUUUUUUCCCCACUGUAUGUCACAAUAAGGCAUGUUGUCAAGGAAUGAAAAAGUCAAGAAUAUGUGAAAUUUUGUCAUUUAGAAGACACUCUUAUCCAGAGCAACUUACAGUAGUGAGUGCAUACAUUUUUCAUGCUUUUCUCUGUACUGGUCCCCCGUGGGAAUUGAACCCACAACCCUGGCAUUGCAAGUGCCAUGCUCUACCAACUGAGCCACACUGGACCAACUGGUGGCAGAAAUGGUGGCAGAAUGACCAAAAAACUGCAGAAAUCCAUUACAUCUCCAGCAAAAAGCCACAAAAGCUCAACAGCUGAUCAAGAGCUCAACAGUAUUUUAUGCAAGUGGUAAGCUGGGUAGGUGAAGCUAGCUAACCAAAAUGUACAGAGAUGAAAACUCACCAAAAGACACAAAUCCACGAAAAUGACACAACUGCUGCCGCCAUUGUAACUUUAGGGGCCGUAUACAGCUGGAUGGAUGACUUCCUGUAAGCUGCAAGGACUGGAUGAUGGAGGAUGAUGGAGACGGAUAACUAUUUAGGCAGACCCCAUUGAAUAGGCUGUGGUAACUAGUGACAACCCAUUGAAUACCGUUAGCCACAACUCAAGAACUGUCUGUCACUUCCUGUUUCAAUAAAGCUAUUAAAACACAAUUAAUGCAUUGGUAAAUCAGAUGACAGAUCAUUAGUUCCCAUGCAAAGAUUUUCUAUUAUAUUGACAAGAUAGUCGAAUGACCGCUCUAACAAUGGAAAUACAUGUCCUCAAAGAAAGAAGGCAGGCAGGAGGAGGCGAGAUCAGGUGGGACCAUUCUAGCCAAUGAGAGGGCAGAUACCCGUGUAAACAACAGGCACAACUCCGAUAUAAAGUUGUUUUUCUCAAAGUUGCCGAAAUGCCACGUGCAUACACUUAUAUCAGUGCAUUCAUAACAACCUAACCAUUACGAAACUUCUAUUCAAUCAAAUAAGCCUCACGUAGCAAAUUACUAAUAUUUUUUUUGUUGAUCAAAUUUGACACUCUCAUUGACCUCCAUACAAAAAUUCCUCAAUUCAUGGUCUUAUUUUCAUGGACAGAUUUUGGGUGGACUAAACCCUCUCGCUUCGCCUCUUCCUCUCUGUUCCCAGGUUAAUAAUGAAUGACAUAUUUCCAGAAUUAGGCAAACACCGUUAUGUUCUAAAACACAGAUUCACCACAUAUUAGAAAUGUGUAUAAAUGCCAUACAAAUGAAACAAUUACUCAGAAAAUAAUCCUACACUAGUCCAGUACUCUGUCACAAGUAUCUGCUACAUAAAGAAAAAAUAUAUAAAUAAUGCUAAUGUUAAUAAAUAUGCUAAUAGUAAUAAUAAUUAUCAUAGGGCUAAUAAGAGUACUUGAUUAUGCUAAUAGUUUUAUUGCUAAUGAUAACAGUAACUAUAAUGAUAAUAGUGGACUUGAGAUAAAAUAAAUACUGUGACAACGUUGAUCCAUUCUUGCAGGGACUUUAUGAGCGACUACUUGUACUCUUCCCUCAAGAUGUCCUCCUGCUCUCUGUGGAUAACAAGCGCCUCAGCGUCAAAUAUGAGGUACAGUCAAAUUAUGUUCUCUAGGAAACAAUGUCACAGUAAACACUGUGAACCUGGUGACCUUACCUAGUUUGCCUAUUGCCGCUAUACAGUAGAUGUGUGACAUUCUAAGAUGUACAGUUUAGAAGAUGUUGUAAUUUAUAGAGCUGAUCCAAUACUAACCUUUAUCAAUUCAAGAUAAAUGAUACUUCAACCUGUUUGUCAUAACACUUUAGGGUAGAUUGCCUCGGAAAAGCAUCACAGCCGUGGAGAGGUCUGCAUUACCUGGGAGGCUGGAGUUCGAGUUAACAGGUAAAAUACUAAACAGACAUACUGUAUGUCAUACUGCUCUAACAUGUUUGCAUAAUGAGGCAAAUUUACCCUAAAUUAACCAUAGAAACUACGACUAGAUCUGCAGCAAGUCAACUGUAUCAAGUGUUGCUGUUUACAGUGGUGAAGAGCAUUGUACUUCUAUUGUAUGUUGUGUGGUGCAGGUGAACUGAUGGAGCCGCUGCAGGUAUCCUGCACCUGUCCUGAAGACUAUCAGAACUGGAUCUUCCAGCUACAACAGGUGCAGUACCAUUACAGUCCCGUUAAAAAGGGAAAUGAUGGAACAAAGCUAAAACUGAUUGGAAAAACUGUGCGGCUAGCCUUCUGCCUAUAUAUAUCGAUUCCAAUUGAGCCAUACAUGUAUAUCCAUUUUGUGAAGAUGCAGGAUGCUAAAUAUGAGUUAGCUUAGCCUUGAACUGUUGUGGUAGCAGGUUCAUUUACAGAAGAAAUGAAGUUAACGACAAUAAGUCCCCAAAAGUAGUCCCAAAAUAUAAAAACCUAAAAAUUCAUUUAUUUUCUCAAUAGCUGGAAAAAAAACUCCAAGCUACCUCAAACCACACGGCUCCACCCCUCAUGCCAAAAAAACAGCGGAGCAAGAAGGAGUCCCAGGAACCAAUGACAGUAGCACCACAAGACUGA
Molecule: messenger RNA, 10210 nt
Organism: Coregonus sp. 'balchen'
Lineage: Eukaryota; Metazoa; Chordata; Actinopteri; Salmoniformes; Salmonidae
Source: the annotation of a GenBank genome assembly